AUGAACAUCAACGAAAGCACAGUCCUGAUUGAUCUUAACUUAGACAUCAACUCUGACAAAAAAAACGGCUUUGAAAUAGUAACUGUAGACCCGGAUACAUUUAAUGUUACACAACAUGAUAAUAUUGGUUCAUCUUAUGGCUUAAUUUCUGGUUAUAUAGAAAAAUAUGUGAUACCUGUUAUAUGUUUGCUAGGACUGAUUGGGAACACUCUUUCCUCAAUUGUUUUCUUACGUAAACCAAUUCGGAAUAGUUCUUGUAGCAUAUUUCUGUGCGCGAGAGGCUUCUCUGAUAAUGGUUUUCUUUCAACGCUUCUGAUAAUUUGGAUUUCCCGAACUUUUCAGUUGCGUUUAGGCGAGAUCCAAUCGUCAUGUCAGAUAAUUAUCUUUCUUACGUAUGUUUUUGGAUGUACAUCAGUUUGGCUUGUUGUAUUUGUCACCGCAGAAAACUACAUCCGAAUAUGUAGACCAUUUAUCGUCAACAGAAUUUGUACGACCAACGUAGCUAAAUGUGUUGUCGGGAUCCUUUUGUUUGUAACAUUAUGUAUCUAUAAUUUUCCUUUCUGGACAAUGAGUCCAGAUACGUGUGUACUUUACGGGCGAUAUCAUAAAACGGUGCAGGUGUUUGUAUAUGCUGAUACGUUUUUAACAUUAAUUGUGCCUUUAAUAUGUAUUACUCUGGUGAUGACGGCCAUUGUAUGCAGUCUCCUAAAAUCUUACAACAGAAGAAGUAGACUACGCGCCCCAACUGCAAAACGAAUCAAAAAUCCUAUGGCAAAAGUUACAAAAAUGUUAUUUGCUGUGACCGUCACAUUUAUCUGCCUAAACUUACCGUCACAUAUUAACCGACUCAGGAUUAUGAUUUCAUCAAUAUUUGAGACCACAGAACAAGGACAGUACACCUCUCGUGAAGGAAUGAUUCAGCAUAUCACGUUACUAGUUUCAUACUUAUCGUUAACUACAAACCUGGUAGUUUAUGUGACUUUUGGAAGCAAAUUUCGCAAAGUGCUCAAAGACAUGUUUCAUAUUCCUGACUUAUGUCUUAAAUCAACGAAUUUAAGAAAUGUUGAAAAUAGCCAAGAGCUUAUACCAAUGAUUAGUUGAGCAAAAUUCAAUUUAUGACAAUUUUUUAGUAAAAAUCUUUGCGGUUGUAUUUAUUUUUUGUUUUGUUUUUUUCUUAUUCUU
Ruditapes philippinarum (Manila clam) is the source of this 1182-nucleotide messenger RNA. Its product is annotated as FMRFamide peptide receptor frpr-18-like. Bases 1 to 1101 code for a protein of 366 amino acids. The transcript has a single exon. NCBI's taxonomy places the organism in Eukaryota, Metazoa, Mollusca, Bivalvia, Venerida, Veneridae. Gene Ontology annotation, biological process: G protein-coupled receptor signaling pathway. Gene Ontology annotation, molecular function: G protein-coupled receptor activity. Gene Ontology annotation, cellular component: plasma membrane. The record is from RefSeq and is a predicted model, not a curated record.